AUGGCACCGCCAACAAAGGCAACAUCUGCUGCCGCUGCUUCCACAGCGUCGACAGAAAAACGGUCUACAGUUAAACUCGACACAGUUCGAGAUAUCGAACAACAAAUGCAAAAACUAUGGGCUGAUUUGAAAGUAUUCGAAGCUGAUGCACCUGUACAAUCAGCCGACAAUUCCAAUACUUUCUUGGUCACGUUCCCGUACCCAUAUAUGAAUGGUCGUCUUCAUCUUGGUCAUACAUUUUCAUUAUCGAAAUGCGAAUUUGCCGUGGGUUUUCAACGUCUUCGUGGUAAACACUGUCUGUUUCCAUUUGGAUUCCACUGUACAGGCAUGCCUAUUCGAACAGCUGCUGAUAAAUUAAAGCGCGAAAUGGAAGAAUUCGGUUAUCCACCUCAAUUUCCUGUACCAGCGACUGAGAAUGCUGAGGAGGAGAAAGCUGCAUCAGCAUCAGCAAAAGAGAAUGAAAGCAGCAAAGUUGUUAACAAGGCAAAGAGUAAAAAGAGUAAAGCAGCAGCUAAAACUGGAGGUGAAAAAUAUCAAUGGCAAAUCAUGCGAAGUAUCGGAAUUGAUGACGAUGAAGAGAUUCGACGAUUUACUGAUCCGCUCCAUUGGAUUGCCUAUUUUCCACCACAUGUCAAACGAGAUCUCGAAAUGAUGGGCUUGAAGGUUGAUUGGCGUCGAUCAUUCAUCACAACAGAUGCCAAUCCGUUCUACGACUCAUUCGUUCGCUGGCAAUUUCAUCAUUUAAGAGAUGGUGGAAAGAUUGAAUUUGGUAAAAGAUACACAAUCUAUUCGCCAAAAGAUGGACAACCUUGUAUGGAUCAUGAUCGAGGCAGUGGUGAAGGUGUAGCACCGCAGGAGUAUACAUUAGUUAAACUUCGUAUUCACGAUGAUCACAUUCCUGAGAAACUCAAACCUCAUGUAACGUCAUCGACAGCUGGUGUUUACUUAGCUGCAGCAACACUUCGCUGA
Messenger RNA from Adineta ricciae, 969 nucleotides. Lineage: Eukaryota; Metazoa; Rotifera; Eurotatoria; Adinetida; Adinetidae. The record is from the annotation of a GenBank genome assembly.